CCCACCAUGUAGUUCCGGUUCAGAGGUCAACUCGUCCAAGCAACAACGAAAGAAACACGACGCCGAUCGACAAAACCUUGACAUAAUCGACCCCAGACCACAUUUCAAACAUGUCUCACACCAUCCUGCUGGUGCAACCUACCAAGCGGUCAGAGGGAAGAACGUAUGCCGACUACGAGUCUGUCAACGAGUGCAUGGAAGGCGUGUGCAAGAUGUAUGAGGAGCAUCUGAAGAGAAUGAACCCCAACAGUCCGUCAAUCACGUACGACAUCAGCCAGCUCUUUGACUUCAUCGACGACCUGGCAGAUCUCAGCUGUCUGGUGUACCGCGCAGACACGCAGACAUACCAGCCCAACAACAAGGACUGGAUCAAGGAGAAGAUCUACGUGCUACUGCGACGUCAGGCCCAGCAGGCCGCCAACUGAAGCUGGAAAACGUCUUUCUCUUCUUUUCAUAGAACAAAGCGUACGCCGUUUCCCUUUGCCGUUUGUUUCCCACUUGAAGGAAGGCAUAUUCUCUAUUUUAAUGUUUCCGUUUCAAAUAGACUUCAUUUACAUUAAGAAAAAAAAACUCAGCAAUUUCACAUCGGUUUGCUUUGUAUGUUGAAAUUAUGCAAGAAGAAGCCAUGACCUAUUUGCUUGAAAGAAUCUGAAAAGGAAUAUUGCAGUUUUACAAGAAGAAAAAAAAACAAAACGCAAUUGUCUGCGGAUUAUUUUACAAGAAAUCAAAAUUCAAUUCAUGAGAAUUAAGUUGGAGUUUCAAGGGAAGGUAUAGUCAAUAUUUCUUUCCAAUAUGUUUUAUCCAAUGAAUAUUGCGUUUGCGGGAGAUGAAUUAAAAAAAAAAUCAGCUGCUUUUAUCCAUGGCCAUUUUGCUUGCCACUUGUCAACUGAAACUGACACCACAGUUGCUAAGGUAACGAACGUCAAGACUCACCUGUUUUCUGGGUUUGGUCAUGUGAUGUUUGUAGACUGAGCCCUUUGGCACUGUGAUGUCAUUUUCCGUCAACAGACAGAAAGUGGCAGCGCAAGUCAAAUUGUUGGAUUUGAAGUUGUACUAAGCUAGCAUUGGCUCGUUACGUUGUUGACCCGGCGAUUUUCACCCUGGGGAUACUUUUGACCCAGCAGUUUUAAAGGUUUAUGUACAUGAUCCCACCCAAAAAAUACUGUAAUUGAAUUCUGAUUUUUUUUUUUACAUGAAUAAAGUUGUAAUUUACAGAACAAAAGUUGUCAUGUAGUUCAAACUAAAGUUGCAAUUUUACAAAAACAAUUUGGGAAUUCUGGCAGGGGG
Hippocampus zosterae (dwarf seahorse) is the source of this 1287-nucleotide messenger RNA. Its product is annotated as enhancer of rudimentary homolog. Lineage: Eukaryota; Metazoa; Chordata; Actinopteri; Syngnathiformes; Syngnathidae. The coding region runs from base 111 to 425 and encodes 104 amino acids. The record is from RefSeq and is a predicted model, not a curated record. The transcript has 4 exons.